Messenger RNA from Olea europaea var. sylvestris, 666 nucleotides. Its product is annotated as probable protein phosphatase 2C 8. Gene Ontology annotation, cellular component: cytosol; nucleus. Gene Ontology annotation, biological process: protein dephosphorylation. Lineage: Eukaryota; Viridiplantae; Streptophyta; Magnoliopsida; Lamiales; Oleaceae. The transcript is spliced from 4 exons. The coding region runs from base 1 to 666 and encodes 221 amino acids. The record is from RefSeq and is a predicted model, not a curated record. Gene Ontology annotation, molecular function: protein serine/threonine phosphatase activity.
AUGGAGGAUGCAAUUACGGUGGCGCCACCAUGGAUGAUGGGGGUAGACUAUGCUUUUUUCACCGUUUACGACUGGCACGGAGGGUCUAAGGUGGCAGAAGAAUGCAGUAAGAGGUUGCAUAAGUAUCUUGAGAAGCAUAUAGAAAAGGAAAAGAAAUUGCCGGAGAAAGUAGAAUUUGACUGGAAAAAAGUGAUGGGUGAUUGUUUUAAAAGUAUGGAUAAAGAGGGAGAAGUUGGAGUGGAAGGCGAUGGCGAGAUAGCAGCAGCAAAGUGGAGGAAGGAUGGGUUGACGGCCUUGCCUGAUAGACAAGAUGAGAGGGAGAGGAUAGAAGCUUUGGGAGGAAGAGUCCUAAACUGGAACGGUUGGCGAGUAUAUAGUGGGUUGGGACAUUCUGCCUCGCCUAGCGAUCAGUAUAUAAGACCUUUAGUAAUAUCCGAGCCGGAGGUUAAGGUCCAAAGACGAACGGAGUUUGAUGACUUUGUUAUAAUAGCAACGGGGGAUGUGGUGUCAAAUGAGGUUGCAUGUAAAGUUGUGAGACAAAGUCUUGACAGGAACAAGAGCCAAAGUGGUGCUACAGAGGCAACAGCAACACUAGCGGAGCUUGCCAUUGCUAAGGAAAGCAGAGACAACAUCAGUAUUGAUACCGACAUUUUCUACAUAUCCUGA